This is a messenger RNA of Exophiala aquamarina CBS 119918, 1332 nucleotides long. RefSeq names its product acetylornithine deacetylase. The transcript has a single exon. Bases 1 to 1332 code for a protein of 443 amino acids. Gene Ontology annotation, molecular function: hydrolase activity. The record is from RefSeq and is a predicted model, not a curated record. NCBI's taxonomy places the organism in Eukaryota, Fungi, Ascomycota, Eurotiomycetes, Chaetothyriales, Herpotrichiellaceae.
AUGAAGAUGUUGAAGGCUACGGCAACGUUGCUUUUAGCAGUGGCCCUGGGACAUGCAUCUGGGCUGAGUGAUGUUCAAGAGCCCAUUAUAGCAGCGAGCUUGAAUGUAAGCGGCAACGGGAAGCUCUCGGAAGUGAUAGCUUCAUCGCCCUUGCUCUCGCUGCACAGAGCCAUUUGUGAGGUCGAAUCCGUGUCGGACAAUGAGCUACCUGUUGCGAAGCUCAUAAUAAAAUUCUUGGAGGCCCACAAUUUCACCGUGAAGACCCAGAGCGUUCCGCCUCCAGAUGCUACAAACGAUACUCAGGUACGAUGGAAUAUUUACGCAUAUCCAGAUCCGUCAAAGUACGGUGGCAGUCAAGCAGAGACGUCGCAACCAUCACCGAAGAUUCUCCUAAGCUCACACAUCGAUACUGUGCCUCCGCACAUCCCUUACUCCUUGUCGCUGCCGAAAAAGGCCGAUGAUGGCCAACUUUCGUCCUCGCGGAAGAAUAUUUUGAUAUCUGGGCGGGGCACAGUUGAUGACAAAGCUUGUGUCGCGGUUCAAAUCCAAACAAUCUUAGAUCUCCUCGCUAACCAUUCUACGGAGAUUGAUCCGUCCGACCUCGCGCUGCUGCUUGUUGUCGGCGAGGAGCAACGAGGGGAUGGAAUGAGGCAUUUCUCGAACUCAGAGCUCUACCGGAAGACCAAGUCGAAUUACAAGGCCGUGCUCUUUGGUGAACCAACGGAGGGAAAGCUGGCUGCAGGGCACAAGGGGAUCUUCAUGGUCAAGGUCAAUGCACACGGCAAGGCCGCGCAUUCCGGAUAUCCCUGGCUUGGGCGGAGCGCAAACAGCAUGAUUCUACCUACGCUAUUGACACUAGAUAAGUUGGGAGAUGUUCCCGAGGCAGAAGGAGGCCUCCCACGCAGUGAGAAAUUCGGCAAAAGCACGGUCAAUGUAGGCUAUGUCCGCGGCGGAGUUGCUGGAAAUGUUGUCCCAGAGUUUGCAACAGCAGACGUGACUUUCAGGCUGGCUGGAGGGACUCCGGAAGAAGUUCAGCACAUAGUGCGUGAAGCGAUUCGAGCAGCUGACCCAGAGGACUUGCUAGACCUGGAGUUCUCUCAGGGCUACGGUCCAAUAAGUUUGGAUGCUGACGUUGAGGGCUUUGACACGAUCACAGUCAACUACGGUACAGAUAUUCCUAACUUGGAGCUGCUAGAAGGUGUGAAAAGGUACCUGUAUGGACCUGGGAGUAUCCUUGUUGCACAUGGAAGAAACGAAGGACUGACAGUGGGUGACUUGGAGGAGGCGCUGAAGGGUUAUAAAAGUUUGGUGCAACAUGCACUGAGGUCAUGA